AUGAAGACGCAGAACAUCAGGACCCUCUCUCUCAUCCUCUCCAUUGUUUUCUACCUCCUCAUAGGAGCCGCCGUCUUCGACGCCCUGGAGUCGGACAACGAGAGUUCGAGGAGAAGUGCGCUGGAGGAGGAGCUGAACGAGCUGAAGAAGAAGUACGGCUUCACCGAGGAGGACUACCGGGACGUCGAGAGGGUGGUCCUCCAUUUGGAGCCGCACCGCGCCGGGAGGCAGUGGAAGUUUGCCGGCUCUUUUUACUUCGCCAUCACUGUUAUCACAACAAUUGGUUAUGGCCACGCCGCUCCACGCACUGACGCUGGCAAGGCCUUCUGUAUGUUUUACGCAGUCUUGGGCAUCCCUCUGACCCUGGUCAUGUUCCAGAGCCUGGGCGAGAGGAUCAACACCUUCGUCCGCUACCUCCUGCGCAGAGCCAAGCAGGGCCUGGGUCUACGGAAGACCGAGGUGUCCAUGGGGAACAUGGUCCUGGUGGGUCUGCUGUCGUGCAUGAGCACCCUGUGCAUCGGAGCCGCAGCCUUCUCCCACUUUGAGGACUGGACCUUCUUUAAUGCCUACUACUACAGCUUCAUCACGCUCACCACCAUUGGAUUCGGGGAUUUUGUGGCCCUGCAGAAGACGGACGCCCUCCAGAAGCGACCCCCCUAUGUGGCAUUCAGCUUCAUGUACAUUUUGGUCGGGCUGACAGUCAUUGGGGCUUUUCUUAACCUGGUGGUUCUGAGGUUUCUCACUGUCAGCAGCGAGGAGCCCGAUGCGAGGCCUGAGGCGAGGGUAGAGGAGCAGGGAACGCGGGGGGAUGGGGAGGUGUCGGGGGCGGAGGCAGAAACUGCUGGUGUUAGCGAUGGAGACCGCGAAGACGGACACAGCAGCCUGUUCAACCUGAGCCUUCCCAUGGAGGCGGGCUCCAGCUGUAUGAAUCUCCUCGACUCUCCCCUAGAGGAGCGCAGACUUAUUUUAUCUGAACACCCAGAGCUCUCAGAACCCAGCAGACUCAGGGCCUGGUUCUCCUGCAUGUGCUGCGGCCCGGACAUAUACCAGAGCCCAUCCCCGCCUCACAGCGACCAGGCGGGCGGCCACAGCAACCCUGUCUUUUACAACUCCAUCUCCUACAGGGUGGACCAGGCCUCGUGCAGCUCCUGCACCGCGUCGUCACAGUCCUCCCCCAGCAGUGCAACUCUCUGCCUGGUCAAGAACAAUCCUCACACCAGGAGGAAGUCGUUAUAACUCUCUGAACCUUUUGACUUAGUGGCCUUUAUUUUGGACUUUUUAUACACACCCAAGACCUCUGAUAUUCUGCUUGGAGACUUUCCCAGUCAUGAAUGUAGCAUUACUUGCCAAAAUUAAGCAUAUCAUGAAAAUCCUUUACAGUUUAUAAUAUAUUUUUCACAUUGAAUAUUACUGCUAAAGAGAAAUAUGUUAAAGAAUGUAUUAAAGUAUGUGAUACCUAUGUUUUCCACCACUACUGUCCCAAUAUAGUGUUUGUUAUGUAAAAAGUAUCUGCAGAAAAUGUGUGAAAAAAAAUGUCUGGGAAAGGCUUAGUUAUCUGCAUCAAUAAUUUAACUGUCAUACUUUCUGCAGUGUGGUCACCUGUGACCUUCAGUUAUUUCUGCUCAGUAAUUAUCAGCUUCUCCCGAAAGGAACGUACACUCCGUCGCUCUGUCUGGUUCCCUUGGUAACGUUUCCAUCAUCAUUGCUUAGUGCAGUGGAAAACUGGAGACAGACACGUACAGUACAGUGAGCGAUGAUUGUCUGAAAGCAGCAUCCAGUGCAGACCGCGUUCUCUGUGAUGAAUGAGUGUGUCAACAAAGAAAAGAAAAUGAGCAGUUGCACUAAAAUGUCGCAAAUGAGAAAUGUCUCCAAAUGAGUGUUAAUUGCCUUUUUUAGAUGUGUGGUUAAA
Messenger RNA from Anoplopoma fimbria (sablefish), 1909 nucleotides. RefSeq names its product potassium channel subfamily K member 15-like. The transcript is spliced from 2 exons. Gene Ontology annotation, cellular component: membrane. The record is from RefSeq and is a predicted model, not a curated record. Gene Ontology annotation, molecular function: potassium ion leak channel activity. The coding region runs from base 1 to 1236 and encodes 411 amino acids. Lineage: Eukaryota; Metazoa; Chordata; Actinopteri; Perciformes; Anoplopomatidae. Gene Ontology annotation, biological process: potassium ion transmembrane transport; stabilization of membrane potential.